AACCUCUGCCUCGGAAGCUUUUCUCGGGCCUAGGACGCCUUGUUGUUACCGCCGGGCCCUUUCUCUCUCCCCGUGGCCCCCAACUUUGCUCGACGAAAGUUGCUUUUCCAUGGAAACCUGAUUGAUUUCCUCAAGAUGUUUUCAAGAAGAAAAAUAAGACAACUUUUACAGCGGGUGCCCGGAAAGGAGCGCUUUGGCAUUUACAGGUUUCUUCCUUUCUUCUUUGUCCUCGGGGGAGCUAUGGAGUGGUUUAUGAUCAAGGUCCGGAUUGGCCAAGAGACCUUCUAUGAUGUUUACCGGAGAAAAGAGUCAGAGAGACAGUAUCAACGCAGAGUGGAAGAAGCAGCUACUAGAUCUUCGCUUUCAGUAAAAUGAAUGUCUUGAAUUGGCUUCAAAAAUCAUAUCGUGAGAAGCCGUACUAUGUUUAAACAUUUUGAAAGUGGUGAAAUGAGUUCUUUCUGCCCGUCUCUCACUAAUGAACAGAAUGGCCUACAUGUGAAAUAUCAUUUUACAAGGUA
Molecule: messenger RNA, 518 nt
Organism: Tachyglossus aculeatus (Australian echidna)
Lineage: Eukaryota; Metazoa; Chordata; Mammalia; Monotremata; Tachyglossidae
Gene: SMIM4
Product: small integral membrane protein 4
Exons: 3
Coding region: 136-375 (79 amino acids)
Source: RefSeq, a predicted model, not a curated record